This is a messenger RNA of Lolium rigidum, 1139 nucleotides long. RefSeq names its product peroxisomal membrane protein 11-1. The transcript is spliced from 7 exons. Gene Ontology annotation, biological process: regulation of peroxisome size; peroxisome fission. Gene Ontology annotation, cellular component: peroxisomal membrane. Bases 175 to 891 code for a protein of 238 amino acids. The record is from RefSeq and is a predicted model, not a curated record. NCBI's taxonomy places the organism in Eukaryota, Viridiplantae, Streptophyta, Magnoliopsida, Poales, Poaceae.
GACCCAUCUCAUCUCAAUCCACACAAAAUCGAAUGGCGUAGCAGCCGAAAUUAAGACGCAGCUCUCCCGGCAGCAGAGCACCGGGUUGCCAGCCGCCCCUUCCCUAUCCCGUAGUCGAACCCUUCGCUUGCUUGCUCUAGUCAAGCACUCCUCACUUCUUCAUCACUAGCAAAGAUGAGCUCGUUGGAGGCAACGCGUGCGGAGCUGGGUCUGGUGGUGCUGUACCUGAACAAGGCGGAGGCUCGGGACAAGAUAUGCAGGGCCAUCCAGUACGGCUCCAAGUUCAUCAGCAACGGCCAGCCCGGCACCGCGCAGAACGUCGACCGCUCUACCACCUUGGCCCGCAAAGUCUUCAGGCUGUUCAAGUGGGUAAACGACCUGCAUGGCCUCAUCAGCCCUCCUGCCAAAGGGACCCCUCUCACGCUGGUCCUGCUAGGGAAGUCCAAGAACGCGCUGCUGUCGACCUUCCUGUUCCUGGACCAGUUCGUGUGGGCAGGGAGAUCAGGGAUCUACCAGAACAAGGAACGCACCGACCGUAUCGCCCGGCUAUCCCUCUACUGUUGGAUGGCUUCCUCGGUCUGCGCAAGUUUGGUUGAGCUUGGAGAGCUCAAGAGGCUGUCCAAGUCGAUGAGGAAGCGCGCGAAGGAGAUCAGGGGCACAGCCGACAAGUACGAGGACGAGCAGUACCUGGCGAAGAUGAAGCAGUCAGACGACCGGCUGCUGGCGCUGGUGAAGGCGGCCGUGGACGUGGUGGUGGCGGUGGGGCUCCUGCAGCUGGCGCCCAAGAAGGUCACGCCCAGGGUCACCGGGGCGCUGGGCUUCAUCACCUCGCUCAUCUCAUGCUAUCAGCAACUCCCGUCCCGUGCACCGCUGGCCAAAGUGAAGGCGUGAGGAAUGGUGCCGUUCUAGUCUGGAGGGUUGCUGCAUCAUACCUCACACGUUUGCUUGGAGUCAGCAUGUAAUGGAUUCAGAGAUGUUAUCGUCCGUCAGUGUUAGCAGUAUAGAAUGACGGUGUUGAUCGUCUUUACGGUUUGUACUUUUACACAGUACCUUAUGGAUAGUAAUGGACAUGGUCGUAUCAUGUGUAAAUGUGAGCACCAAGGUUUACAAUUUGAUGGGUGGAGUUAGAGCCUGAUAAA